Molecule: messenger RNA, 1800 nt
Organism: Myxozyma melibiosi
Lineage: Eukaryota; Fungi; Ascomycota; Lipomycetes; Lipomycetales; Lipomycetaceae
Product: Are2 acyl CoA:sterol acyltransferase
Exons: 2
Coding region: 1-1800 (599 amino acids)
Biological process (GO): ergosterol metabolic process
Cellular component (GO): endoplasmic reticulum membrane
Molecular function (GO): ergosterol O-acyltransferase activity
Source: RefSeq, a predicted model, not a curated record
AUGCCUUCUUACUCUGGCACCGAGCAUGUUAUCGGCAGUGGCACCGCUGACGACUCGAGCGAGUCUGAUGGGCUGCCGAGUCCGCCUGUGGUUGAUCGAGCUGCUGCUGCUGCUGCUGCUGCUGCUGCUGCUGCGUCGUCGGCGUCGUCGUCGUCGGAUUCGUCUGUGGAUUCGUCGUUUAGGAAAAGUACGAGCGCGGUUGAUGAUAGUUUUAGCACCGCGAGCAGUUCUGCUGCGGAUCCGUCGACUUCUGACUCCGUGCCUCUUCUCACGAAGCGCGGGAACGAGCACCACCACUCCCUCUCAAAGACGACAACCACCACCACCGUCUCUGAAUCCAUCGAUCUUCCCCAACUCACAAUCACAAAAAAGACACUCACCACGAGCACCUCCACGCAGGAGUUUUCAGCCAACGACAAAGCCAAGAAGCAGAAACGCCGGCCCCGGUUCGCAGACCUAAAUUUCCAGCCCAGCACGACGAUCCUCGAGAACGAGGCCAGCAAGACCUCGAUCUUUGCCGGCUUCUACACGCUCUUCUGGCUCGGCACGUUCUUUGUGUUUUUGAAAACAAUCUUGAUCAACUACCAUCGCAAUGGGUACAUCAUGCAGACCCACAUCGUGCACAUCCUCUGGCGCGACCUGCCAAAGAUCGCAUUCACAGACUUCUUCCUCUUCCUCUUGACCUUUGCCCACGUCGGCAUCCAGAAAACUAUCGCCAACCACGUCAUCUCCUGGAACGGCGCCGGCACCUGGAUCGUGUCAAUCUACGAGCUCGUGUUUCUCGGCCUCGCGCUCUGGUGGCCAAUGUACUGCGACUAUCCCUGGAUCGGCCGCGUCUUUCUCUGUCUGCACUCGCUCGUCCUGCUCAUGAAACAGCACUCCUACGCCUUUUUCUGCGGCCACCUCUCCACCGUUCGCGACAAUCUCGCGCUCUUUGAAUCCGCUUUACGCGGACUGCGCGAGGAACCCGAGGACGGCAAGUUAUCCGAAAGCCAGCUCGAGCAAGAGCAGAAACUGCUCGACGAAAUCACGUUCUGCCACGUCGAGCUCCGGUCCGAAGUCGGCGCGUGCACAAAGUACCCGCGCAACGUGUCGCUGUGCAAUUUCUUUGACUACAUGAUGAUGCCGACGCUGGUCUACGAGCUCGAGUACCCGCGCACGGAGAAGAUUCGCUGGGGGUACGUGUUUGAGAAAGUCGCUGCUAUAUUUGGUGUUUUCUUCCUCAUGAUCCUUAUCGCCGAACAAUACUUUUACCCGAUCGUCAUGCACGCGCUCAGUCUGCGCUCUCUUUCAUUUGUGGAUAAAGCGCGGGAAUACCCGUUCCUGCUACUCGAGCUGAUGAUGCCGUUCAUGCUCAUGUACCUGCUCACCUGGUACAUGAUCUGGGAAGCGAUUCUCAACGCGAUCGCCGAGCUCACGCGGUUUGCCGAUCGUAGGUUUUACGGGCCGUGGUGGAAUUGCGUGCAGUGGGACGAGUUUGCGCGCGAGUGGAACGUGCCGGUGCAUUUGUUUUUGCUCAGACAUGUUUAUCAUAGCAGUAUCUCUGCUUUUAAGGUGUCCAAGCACGCCGCUACCUUUGUGACAUUCUUCAUCUCCUCGGUAAUCCACGAACUCGUGAUGUUUGUCAUCUUCAAAAAACUCAGAGGCUACCUUUUAUUCCUGCAAAUGUGCCAGCUACCGCUCGUCCAGCUUUCCAAAUCAAAGUUCAUGAAAGAAAAUAAGGUCUUUGGGAGUAUCAUGUUUUGGUUUGGCAUUUAUACCGGGCCGUCGAUGAUGUGUGUUUUGUAUCUUACUUUUUAG